Messenger RNA from Limulus polyphemus (Atlantic horseshoe crab), 3018 nucleotides. RefSeq lists its product as uncharacterized. The record is from RefSeq and is a predicted model, not a curated record. Gene Ontology annotation, biological process: signal transduction. The transcript is spliced from 19 exons. NCBI's taxonomy places the organism in Eukaryota, Metazoa, Arthropoda, Merostomata, Xiphosura, Limulidae. Gene Ontology annotation, molecular function: protein binding. Bases 506 to 2998 code for a protein of 830 amino acids.
UACAUGUAUUAAUAUCAUAAUUAUUUUAAUGUUUUUUGCUUAGUUUGCUUAUAGAAUGCUUAGUUGUUUACCAUUUCUUACUAUACUGUACUUUAGGCUUAGGUAUAUUUCAACUUGUAUUACUGGUAAAUUCAAAUUCGAUGACGAGGAAUCCAAUUUGAGACUAAUGAUGCUUGGAGACGGCUUGAAUGGGAUUCCCAAACCCUGUAUUUUGAAGAAUUUCAACAGGUUGUGACAUCUCUCAACUAAACUGUUUUGACACCAGUUUGUUGUUCCCAUAUGUAACUGUAAAAACUUUCCAUGUUAUAUGUCCUCUUACAUCAUCAUUAUUAUGCUGUGAUACAUUGGGAGUGUAUAAAAUAUAUAGAGACUUCUACAUACACCUCUUGAAAACAAAUGUGAAUCUGGAAAAAUUUAAAAUAGUGACCAAGGAAAAGGAAGUAGAGAAAUUGUGUCAUUUAACUAUUCAUUGAAAUGUGUGUUAUGAUAAUUUACUAAUAAAGUGAUGAGAAUAAAACACGAGUUUGAUACUUCCUGGGCAGAACAAAGCUUAAAUACAAGUAUGGGUGAAUUGGUUUAUUACCAUUCACCAAGCAAGUUCCAUGAUACUGAAGCACCUGACUUGAGUCUUGAACCUGGUGAUGUUGUGGAAGUGAAAAAACCAUUUCAGUUUCCACUGUAUGGGACAGAAGAUAAACCUAAUGGUCUUGUUUUGGGGCGAAACCAAAGAACGGGUAUUAUUGGGUAUUUUCCAGGAAAUUACUUGGAACUUUUGAGAAGAGAACCUUUUACCAGUGUGCAGGGACCAAUCCAAAGAUCAAAUUUGUCUUUGCCUGCAGAUGUCUCAAUCGAAGGAAAACCAAGUGGGUCAUUAUCACAAUCAUCUGUAACUUCUGUGCAUACUAACAUGAAUAGAAGAACGUCUGCUACUGAUUGCGAAGGAACUUCCCCAGUUGUUUUAAGGCAUCAGACUACACAUCAUCAGCUGAUGGAAACAUUUUUCUUGACCCCAGUUCUUUGCAGGCAUUGUAAAGAUUAUAUUUGGGGAACUGGAAAAGUUGGAAUGAAAUGUGAAGGGUGCCAUUCGUGCUUCCACAAUAUUUGUGUUUCUCGAGCCAGUAACCAUGUAUGUCAGCGGACCCAGGAUGUUCUGCCACCUAUUACCAUGGACAAAGAAGUGCUUAUCACUGAAUGGUCAACAGCUAAUGUUGUGGAAUGGAUGGCUGCUUUAAACUUUUACCAAUAUGCUGAGCUUUUUAGGCUUAAAAACAUGAAAGGGUCGGAUUUGUUCUUAUUGGAUAAAGAGAAGUUAUGUAGCAUGGGCAUUAAGGAUGAAUUCCAUCAAAAUGCCAUCCUUGUGUGUGUUGAUGAACUUUGUAGGGCUAAGGAGGAUCUGGGUUCUACUGAAGAAGCCAGAAACUUUGCUAAUGUAGUAUGUUGUGAAAGUAAUGAAACACGACAAGUCGCCCAUCAACUGGUCCAAGAAAGCUUUUCCACCUUACUUCAGUGUCACAAGUGUCAUGCCUAUUUGAGGGGAGUAGUUCAUCAGGGACUCGUGUGUCAAGAAUGUGGGCUGGUGUGCCACAAAACAUGUGCUGCUACUGGACUUCCACCUUGUCAAGGAUCAUGGGAACAAAAUAAAUGGCUGCUGAUGCAAAAGUCUAAUGUGUUUGGGCAGGACCUAACAACUUCCUUUGAUGUGAAUGAAUUAUCUGCUCCAAAAGUAGUUUUGCUAUGUUUGCAGGAAAUAGAGACACGGGGACAACAGAACAAAAAUAUUGAUUUGUACAAGGUAUUUAUGUCAUCCGCCACACCUGAAAUAGUGAAUGAACUGAAACAAAAAUUCAAUAACGAUGUGAAUAGUGUAGAUCUUCAGAAUUAUGAGCUAAACUGCAUUGCUGGUGCCUUAAGAAAAUAUCUACGUGAGUUGCCAAAUCCUGUAAUACCUGUAGAAGGUUAUGAAAUGUUUUUGGAGGCUUCCAAAAUUAAAGAUGAUAACCAAUGUGCUUUUUAUCUUGGCCAGUUAGUUCAACAGCUUCCUGUUCACCACAAAUGUACUUUGCAGACUUUGAUGUCCUACUUUUGCCGAUUCUGUCAGUUACAACAUAUGCGAGGAAUAAAAGAUUCACCUACUGUUUUGAUUAAAAUGAUGUGUCACAUUUUACUUCGUCCACCGUGGGAAAAUAUUAUACAAAUAGUUCACAACACAGAAUCACAUAACCGUAUUAUUGAAGUUCUGUUACUUAAAGGUGAUUGGGGUGAGGAGAUACCCAUUUUUGAUUCAGCACCAGCUUUACCACCUUGUUGCUCAUCCCUUAUCUCCAGUCAGUCAUUAUUAGAGGAACUUACAGAAAGUAACUUUAGCUCUAGGAGAUUUUUAGGAUUUUCUGAUUCACCUGUCAGAUCCACUGAAGCACCCCUUCCACUAGAGGAAGCAGAAUGGUAUUGGGGAGACAUUACAAGAGAGGAAGUGAAGAAGAAACUGAAAGAUACUGCAGAUGGUACUUUCAUUGUAAGAGAUGCUUCCAUUAAAGGAUCAGGAGAAUACACACUGACACUUCGAAAAGGAGGAAGUAACAAGUUAUUCAAGAUAUUUCAUAAAAAUGGAAAAUAUGGAUUUUCUGAGCCUUUGAACUUUACAUCUGUUGUUAAAUUAAUUAAUUAUCAUCGAAUUGUCCCAAUUUCCCAGCACAAACUAAUGUUAGAUCUGAAGCUGCUCUAUCCAGUUUCUAGGUUCCAACAGACAGAAGUUGAAGAGGAAAGUACAGCUGACUUAGAGAAGGUUACUAAGAAAUUAUUGGAAGUUAACCAGGAGUAUCUUCAAAAAACAAAACAGUAUGACCAAUUCUAUGAAGAAUACAGCAAGACUUUGCAAGAUAUUCAUCUGCAUAGGCAAGCACUGGAUGCUUUCAAUGAGACAAUAGCAAUGUUGGAAGAGCAAAUUGAACUACAUACUGAGUAUCAGAAUGAAGCCAUGCGGCAUGAAUUGCCUGGGUAAGAGUUGAAAUGUUCUCAGGA